AUGAGCUCUCUUCGCUUCGCUCGCUCUGCCCUCAGGGCUCGUCCCUCUGCUCUCCGCGUUCCUCUCCAGCGCAGAGGUUACGCUGAGGCUGUGUCGGACAAGAUCAAGCUUUCCCUGGCCCUUCCUCACCAGACCAUUUUCAAGUCGACCGGCGUUGUCCAGGUCAACAUCCCCGCCGAGUCCGGAGAGAUGGGUGUCCUCGCCAACCACGUUCCCUCCAUUGAGCAGCUCAAGCCCGGUCUUGUUGAGAUCGUUGAGGAGGGUGGUGCCAACAAGAAGUUCUUCCUUUCUGGUGGUUUCGCCGUCGUUCAGCCUGACUCCGCUCUGAGCAUUAACGCCGUGGAGGCAUACCCCCUCGAGGACUUCAGCGCCGAUGCUGUCAAGUCCCAGAUUGCCGAGGUUCAAAAGAUUGCCAGUGGCAAUGGCAGCGAGCAGGACAUUGCUGAGGCUAAGAUUGAGCUGGAGGUUCUGGAGACCCUUCAAGCCGUCCUGAAAUAG
Aspergillus thermomutatus is the source of this 498-nucleotide messenger RNA. RefSeq names its product F1F0 ATP synthase subunit delta. Gene Ontology annotation, molecular function: proton-transporting ATP synthase activity, rotational mechanism. NCBI's taxonomy places the organism in Eukaryota, Fungi, Ascomycota, Eurotiomycetes, Eurotiales, Aspergillaceae. Gene Ontology annotation, biological process: proton motive force-driven ATP synthesis. Bases 1 to 498 code for a protein of 165 amino acids. The record is from RefSeq and is a predicted model, not a curated record. The transcript is spliced from 6 exons.